Molecule: messenger RNA, 2156 nt
Organism: Aquila chrysaetos chrysaetos
Lineage: Eukaryota; Metazoa; Chordata; Aves; Accipitriformes; Accipitridae
Biological process (GO): DNA catabolic process
Cellular component (GO): nucleus
Molecular function (GO): DNA nuclease activity
Source: RefSeq, a predicted model, not a curated record
AGCUGCCGCGCUGCCUCGACGGGGGUCCCGGGAGACUCCAGCGUGGAAUGGUGGCCUCGAAGCUGGUGCUGUCGCUGCUUGUUGCAGCUCUCCUGCUACACGUGGCUGCCACGCUGAAGAUCAGCGCCUUCAACAUCAAGGCGUUUGGGGACAGCAAGAUGUCCAACCAGACUAUCGCAGAUAUCAUCGUCUCUAUCCUGUCGGGAUACGACAUCACCAUGGUGCAGGAGGUCCGGGACACCGACCUGAGUGCUGUGAAGAAGCUCAUGGACCAGCUCAACAGUGUAUCCCCACACCCAUACAGCUUUUUGGACAGCAUCCCCUUGGGUCGGACCACCUACAAGGAGCAGUAUGUCUUCAUUUUCAGGUCGGAUAUGGUCUCCGUGCUGGGAAGCUACUACUACGACGACGGCUGCGAGCCCUGUGGGACUGAUACCUUCAGCAGGGAGCCCUUCAUCGUGAAGUUCUCCUCACCCACCACACAGGUGGAGGAGUUCGUGAUGGUGCCCUUGCAUGCCGAGCCCAGCAGCGCAGCGGACGAGAUCGACGCGCUCUACGACGUCUACACCGACGUCGUCAACAAGUGGGCAACUAACAACAUCCUCCUCCUGGGUGACUUCAAUGCCGACUGCUCCUACGUGACCAGCGCCCAGUGGCCAUCCAUCCGCUUGCGCUCCUUUGACGCCUGCGAGUGGCUUAUCCCCGACAGUGCUGACACCACCGUCACCAACACCACCGACUGCGCCUAUGACCGCAUCAUUGCCUGCGGAACUGCGCUGCGCCAGGACAUCGAGCCUGGCUCCGCCACCAUCAACAAUUUCCAGAAGACUUUCCACCUCCAGAACAAGGAUGCUUUGGCCGUCAGCGACCAUUUCCCCGUGGAGGUGACCCUGAAAGGCAGAAGUGCUGCGCACUCGGCAAGCAGUUUUCCAAGUUCGGCUCCCAUCACUGCAUCCCUGCGGCUCAGCAUCCCUCCUGGCAGGAUGGCGACCAUGGCACUGGCACUGUUCCUGCUGGCUGCGGCUCUCCCGUGCCCGGCCACCGCCACCUUGCGCAUCGGUGCCUUCAACAUCCAGGCGUUCGGUGACACCAAGAUGUCCAACGAGGGAGUGGCAGGCAUCAUCGUCAGCAUCCUGUCCCGCUACGAUGUGGCAUUGGUGCAGGAGGUGCGCGACUCCGACCUCAGCGCCGUCACUGAGCUCAUGGAGCAGCUCAACAGCAUGUCCACAUCCCCAUAUGACUACGAGAUCAGCGGCCCCCUGGGACGGGACAACUACAAGGAGAUGUACCUCUUCAUCUACAGGACAGACAUUGUGUCCGUGGUGGACACCUACCAAUAUGAGGACCCCCAGGAUGUCUUCAGCCGGGAGCCGUUCAUCUUGAGGGUCUCAGCACCUCACACCAGUAAGCAGGGGGACGAGUGGCCCCAGGUGGUGGCGUGGGGUCUGCGAGGCUGACGUCCCUCUCCCCUGGCAGAGGUGGAAGAGUUUGUGCUGGUGCCACUGCACUCGGCUCCACACGAUGCCGUUGCUGAGAUUGACGCGCUCUACGACGUCUACCUGGCCAUCAUCAGCAAGUGGGGGACUGACAACAUCAUGUUCCUGGGGGACUUCAACGCCGACUGCGCCUACGUCCAGCCGAGCGACUGGUCGGCCAUCCGCCUGCGCACCAGCAACAUCUUCAAGUGGCUGCUCCCCGAUGGCACCGACACCACCGUGGGGAAGUCAGACUGUGCCUAUGACAGGAUCGUGGUGUGCGGCGCAAAGCUGAAGAGAAGCAUCGUGCCAAAUUCAGCUGCCAUCUACAAUUUCCAGCGUGCUUUCCAGCUGGAGCAGGAGGAGGCCCUGGCAGUCAGCGACCACUACCCAGUCGAGGUGAAGCUGAUGGCUUGAGCUCGUCCUGCGGCCACAGACCACGAUCCAGCUCCAGCUCCCACCACCAACCCCCAGGAAGGCGCUCCCCGCAGCCCCAUCCACGAGCCCUCUGCGUCAGCUGCUCCAGGCCCCAGUCUGGAGGAGGGUCGCAGCCGGCCGCUGGCCGUGCCGAGACCCCCCAGCCCACGUGGCUCAUGGCAGAGCUCCCCCAGCCCACCACAAACCAGAGCCCAGGGACAGGCCACCAGCCAGGAAGCAGUGACCACAGACAGGCUGGGGAAC